Messenger RNA from Peromyscus leucopus (white-footed mouse), 967 nucleotides. RefSeq names its product olfactory receptor 2W3-like. The record is from RefSeq and is a predicted model, not a curated record. NCBI's taxonomy places the organism in Eukaryota, Metazoa, Chordata, Mammalia, Rodentia, Cricetidae. The transcript has a single exon. Bases 20 to 940 code for a protein of 306 amino acids. Gene Ontology annotation, molecular function: G protein-coupled receptor activity; olfactory receptor activity. Gene Ontology annotation, biological process: G protein-coupled receptor signaling pathway. Gene Ontology annotation, cellular component: membrane.
UGUACUAACCACUGAUACCAUGAUCAACCAGAGCUGCCAGGAACAGUUCAUCUUGCUGGGCUUCUCAGAUAGACCCAGGCUAGAGUCCAUCCUCUUCAUGUUUGUCCUCAUCUUCUACCUCGUGACUUUAGUGGGCAACAUUGUCAUUAUCUUAGUUUCCCAUCUGGACCCCUGCCUCCACACUCCCAUGUACUUCUUCCUCACCAACUUAUCCUUCCUUGAUCUCUGCUUCACUACCAGUUCCAUCCCUCAGCUGCUCUUCAACUUGGGAGGCCAGGACAAGACCAUCAGUUACACUGGCUGUGCCGUCCAGCUGUUCAUGUUUCUAGGCCUAGGAGGUACUGAGUGUGUUUUGCUGGCUGUCAUGGCUUACGACCGAUUCACUGCAAUCUGCAAGCCUCUUCACUACUCAGUCAUCAUGCAUUCUCAGCUCUGCUGGAGGUUGGUAUCUGUGGCCUGGAGUGUUGGACUCCUCAACUCCCUGGUCAUGUCUCCUGUCACCAUGAAGCUGCCACGAUGUGGCAGAUGUCAGGUGAGGCACUUCCUGUGUGAGAUGCCAGCUCUGAUAAAAAUUGCCUGUGUGGAUACUGUGGCCGUGGAAAGCACUGUUUUCUUCUUGUCGGUGAUAAUAGUGCUGGUGCCCCUGACUCUCAUCCUGGUUUCCUACAGCUACAUUGCUCUAGCAGUGAUGAGGAUCAAGUCGGCCUCGGGAAGGAGGAAGGCUUUCAAUACCUGUGGGUCCCACCUCACCGUAGUCUCCUUGUUCUAUGGGAAUAUCAUCUAUAUGUAUAUGCAACCGGGACACAAAGCUUCUCAGGACCAAGGGAAAUUUCUGACCCUCUUUUACAACUUGGUAACUCCCAUGUUGAACCCCGUCAUCUAUACACUGAGAAACAAGGAUGUAAAGGGAGCACUCAAGAGACUCGUGACUAGGAAAUAAGGUGAAAGGGCUUCCCCUAAAGUUGUC